AUGAGGCACGCGUCGAGUAGCAACAAGGUCGCUAAACCCCGCUUCCGGCCUGGCGGAGGAAGGACAGACCAAGGGUCUGGGAGAAAUCGGUCCAGAAAACAACGGAACGAGACGCACCAGUUCAACGAACUGCAAUCUGACGCGAACCAAGACUCGGACCACCCCGGUCCAAAGAGACUCAAGACAAGCCACGAUGCAAAUGAGUAUAGACGUCAAAGAAAUCUCAAAAAUCUUAUGAUGAUCAACCGCUUAGAGUCAAACAUAGGGCGAAUGGAAGCACAUUUGCAAGAACUGGGGUUUGAUAUCCGCAGAACAGAGUCAGCACAGACAUUGCCAGGAUUCGCGGAAUCCGAUUGUGCACAGUCGCCCCCAUCACCGCCGCUCUCCGAGCCUGCCGAUAGUGCAAACCAAGGAAGCUCGAAUGGUGGUCUACACCCGAAUGACACCUACGUAGGUUCGAGGGCACCUCAGAACCCCAUCUUUACGUGUCUUGAAACGGAUCAACUCGUGCCCGAUUCUCAAGAUGACGAGGAAGGCCGCCUUUGGGAUGACAUUGCUGGACUUCUCCUCCCGCGAUGCCUUCUCGACACUCCAACUGCUCGUGGUCUGAGGGCAUUAUCGCCUGAAGGAAUGAAGUGGAUGGGUCAAAAGGCCGGUGUGACCCCCACCCUAUCAUCUGAAAGUCAUUCGAAGGCCACAUUGUACGGCUCAUUGAGUGGUGACUACCCAAGAAAGGAGUUCUGCCCGCUACCCCCGAAAGAAGAAGCCUCAGCCCUUCUUUACGAGUUCUUGAAAAGCUUCAACUGCUUAUGCCCUCUAUAUGACCAGGCUAAGCUUGUGUCUCUCUUCGAUCAGGAUAAUCUUGACGUCGUUCUUCAAUCCCCUGCGCUCUGGGCCAGCGUCAACGUUGUAUUUGCUCUAGCAAUUGCUUUUCGCAUCAAGGAUAGAACUACUGCUCAGGCAGAACACCAAAGAAGCUGGCUCUUUAUCAAGAAUGCCUUUAGCGUCUACCAUGAUCUCUGCCUUGGUCAACCGGAUUUAUGGUCCAUUCAAGCUCUUCUCGGAAUGUCAAUUUUCUUUCUAGGGACGAUGUCCGCUGAGCCCUGCAACUUUCUCGUUGCUGCCGCGAUACGUAUGUGUCAACAGUUGGGGUUGGGGACUACUGAGGAAGGAGCUCCAGCAUCGUCCCAAGAUUUGAAACAGCGACGGUAUACUUUUUGGAUCGCCUAUUGCCUUGAUAGAGAGAUUUCUCUCCGCUUCGACAAGCCACCAGCGCAGAGUGAUGACGAUAUGAGCAUUGAAAUCCCUACAGAGCCACCGGCAGACGGUGCUCGCAUAAUUCCGACAAUCAAUCAACACAGCAAUUUCAAUGUUUUCAAAGCACAAUGCCAGCUCGCGACCAUCAAGGGCCAAUUAUAUAAGGAUCUGUAUUCAGCCACAGCAAAGAAUAGGACGUUGGGCGAGAUAAUAGCUUCCAUAGGGACACUGGAUGAGAAGCUUCAGGACUGGAUAGAAAACCUGCCGGCAGAUUGUCAACCAGAUGCGCCAGGCUUACCCAAGUUUUCCCAGCCGUCGAUAUCUGUUAUGAUGCUCUAUCUCCACUACUCCUACUUCCACUGCAUUAUUGCAAUCCAUCGGUUGAUCUGCAGUCGGAAAAUUAUGAUAGCGGACGAACUGCUAAAGAAGCAAGGUAUCGACUUUUCCGCUCCUCCACCCCACACUUCCAAAGUGUUUGAGUCUUCGAGUCUAUGUGCGCACGCUGCGAGGGCCUCUAUCAGACUGAUGAGAUAUAUGCCAGAGGGCCAUUUGUCUUUGAUUGGGUAA
Molecule: messenger RNA, 1824 nt
Organism: Aspergillus calidoustus
Lineage: Eukaryota; Fungi; Ascomycota; Eurotiomycetes; Eurotiales; Aspergillaceae
Source: the annotation of a GenBank genome assembly